Eremomyces bilateralis CBS 781.70 is the source of this 2297-nucleotide messenger RNA. RefSeq lists its product as uncharacterized. The record is from RefSeq and is a predicted model, not a curated record. Bases 336 to 2105 code for a protein of 589 amino acids. NCBI's taxonomy places the organism in Eukaryota, Fungi, Ascomycota, Dothideomycetes, Eremomycetales, Eremomycetaceae. The transcript is spliced from 2 exons.
UUCCUUUCACUGCCCUCUACCCCUGGGCUAGGCCUAAUCAGGACUCUUCAGUCUUCUCCUAUGUAUUUAAGUUAUCUUCAUCUGGCUUACUAGCUAGAUCUCCUUUUCUAGACAAUGGGAAUCGUUAAUACCAAUUUGCGUUAACUAGGAAAGAUCUAAUUCUUGGAGCAUUGCAUGAUGUACCUAGAGUACUCUAGGACAGACUGUCACGUGCGGACGCGCAUGUUUCGUGGAACGACGCGUCCUCUGGCCGCUUCACAACUUGAUCUUGCUGGGUAACAGAAGGUUCAUCACAUUCAUACAGUAAUUAUACUCCAUCCAAUUAGCCAGUCAGGAUGGAGUUACUGGUACAUGUCUGCGCGAAAACCAGCAGAGAAAGGGACGAAGAAUACAGACGAUUCGCAACAUCAUAUCGCAAUUUCGAACUCUCCAGAAUCCAUCACUUGGAUUCAAAAGUCCCUGAUAUCCAGGCGGUGCAAGGCCAACCCCAGUCCAAUUCUGACUUUGAUUUAUACCCUCAAACGCAGAGCGUGAUCGGGGAGUUGCAGCGUUCGUCCGAGGAGCAAUAUAUUGAAGAAACCGAGUCUCUAUCACCUGGGGACGACGAAGAUGAGGAAUCGGACCCUCCCUUGAACACCACGGAUGCACUCGAGGCAGUCCAAGCGCUUUGCGCAGAGAAGCAAUCUUUUUCCUCAGUCCUAGUCCCAUCAUCUCAGAUCCUAAGUAGUCAAUCAUUUAUCGACAAUACGCAAGAGGCCCUCGAUGCUCUCCAGCACUAUGUUCCAUUCAUUCCUACCAAUCCCACACAGAAGCCGUCUAGCAAAGGCAGUGAUUUAAAGAGGAAGGCACCUGAGAAAAUGCCACCAACACAAGAAACGGGGUUUGGAUCGCCGCAUAUGACCCAAAGAGCCGUAUCCGGACCUCUCAGAUCUCAGUCACCGAGCCAAAGUCAAAGCUACACCCAAAUUCAAAGCAUUCAGACCUCAGAGCUGCCCUCGAGUUUUGAUUGCUUCUCGAAAGACCGAUUUCCCCUCAAGGUGCUACAGACUUCCAUGGUUCAUGCGACUUCCCCUGCACAGGGGAUUAAACGUUCUCUAGCAUCACCGCGGAAAGAUAUUAAAAUCUCAAGAGUCAACGCUUCAAAGGAUAUGACCGGCAGAGGAGGGGUACGAACAAGGUUGCCCACGAAACAUAUCGGGCAAGAGGAAAGGGAACCUGUUAGCAGUGGUCCCAGCACUACGUUUGAGCCUGUGCGACGACUAAACAAGGAGGUGGGUUUUAUAUACGGGAGACACCAACCUCGACCUCGGAGUGCUCUACCGGAAGCGGAGAUUACGCCGUCGAAAGACGGGUCAUACAGCCCUCCCUCCCCAGUCGCAUAUCAACCGCCGCCAUCAUCUGCAAUGAAGAAUGAUACGAUACAUACCACCAACAAAACGGUUCCUGACGUGUCCCCCGAACCACCAAGCAAUCUGCCCGCACCAUUAUCCCUCGAGCUGUCUACAGAACUCCCCCCAAUAUCCGCCCUACCUCUAGAAUUCCACUCGCCGCUUCCUACAACCAGCAAUCUCGAUCCAAGUAAACUUCCGUCCUGGAUCACCAGGACACUUGCGAAAACCACAGCGGAUCCUUUGCUUCGACGACAGUACCGUCCGGAAUCAGUAUCUCGACCAGUCAGGCCAGGGGAAAGAGGCCAUUGGCAGUUUGAGACGAGGCAAUGGGAUGUUGCUCGCCAAGUCGAGUUCUGGGAUUAUUUUGGAAAGAUUCUGGAAGAUGGCAGGUGUGGUUGGGGUGUAUGGGCUGCGAGACGAUACGGGGAGGGCUGCGAGGAGUCCCCAACCGGAUUUGCUAAUGAUAGGGAGGGAUCGACGAAAAGGGUGACCUUCGCCCAAACGGGAGAGGCAGAAGGCGAAACGACAGCCCCAGACAGGGGACUUGGAAUAGUCAAGAUAUAUUGCUGGGCCGAGAUUAUAGAGCAUAUCUAUUUGCUCGUAUAUGUUGCAAGCCACAAGUGCAUCAGGUCGACCGCAGCAGAGUGGAUUGAUGGGUCGGGUAAGGUUGUCGUCCGCAUGAGACAAGAAUCAAAGAGCAAUGUUGCUCGAUAGCUGUUGAAUACUGGCAAUUUCCUCAAUGCCAUUCACUUGCUAUGCACUGAUCCAAAUACUCCAGCGGGUUCGCUCUCGAAUGCUAGCUACCGCGCUCUGAGCUUCCUAUUUGGCUCGUCUAGUUCUAUCUCUGACGCGUUAUCAGAAUCGUUGGAAUGAUCCAAGUCCCUACAGUUUGUCACUGUCCAUCUA